AUGGCUGACAAGAUCCACCUCCGGAUCAAGGCCAUCAAUCUACCUGGUGCAGCUCCCGCCUUAGUUUCUUCACUUCCUCUGAAGCACAAGUCGCCGACCGGGCCACCUGACACGCCGAGGCUGCGCCUAUCGGAUCAGGCAAGUCCCUUCUUCUUCGGAAGUGGGGCUGAGGCUGGUGUCCAGGACAAUCUCGUGGAGGUGGUGCGCCGGAACCCUGCGGCGGCCUCGCGGCUCCUGUACACCACGGCCUUGUUCAGCUCUGCUGGUAAUGCAAUCUCUGCUGCCAGCUGCUUUGUGUUCUUGUGGUUUCACUGGCAACUUUGUGCCACUUGUGAUCGUCCGCUGAGGUGGUGGCUUCUUCUGCAAGCUUGCAUUCAACUUGUGCAGAUGCCCGUCCGUAUGGCGCUGCUCUACUGCGUGUGCCAGGUUGAGGAGUCCGGGACUAGCUUGGAGGAUUGGGUUGUGCGGCUGACAUCUUCAAAAGCUUGGCGUCUGAGCAAGAAUCUUGCCAUUUUCCAGUACGGCUGGUUCGUGCUGGGAAUGGUUUGGUGGAUGCACACGGACUCCUGUCCAGAUUGCCCCGCAGUCUCAAAGCUGACAGCAGCCGUAAUGUCCCUCUCGGCGGUGCGAGCAACCUUCGUGAUUGCCAUCUUUCGAGCACUCUUCCGUGAGGGAGAUCUGGUCCAGGAGCCCGCUGCUGUGGGGGCCACAAGAGAGCAAAUCAGCGCUCUUCAUGCAUUCCGGUUUACAAAAGCUGUCAGCGACGACCAGGAUGCUCCAUGCUCCAUCUGCCUCUCGGGUUUUGCGGACGGCACGCUGGUUCGGAGGCUGCCCUGUGGCCACGAGUUUCAUCGUCAUUGCAUUGACAGGUGGCUUCGGCGCAACAAGCGCUGCCCCUUGUGUAUGGCUUCGAUUGAAUGCUGUCCUUUGCGACGUCGUGCCCCUGAGUGA
Symbiodinium sp. CCMP2592 is the source of this 951-nucleotide messenger RNA. NCBI's taxonomy places the organism in Eukaryota, Dinophyceae, Suessiales, Symbiodiniaceae. The record is from the annotation of a GenBank genome assembly.